CCCCUACCCCCCACCGCAACCAUACUGUUCCUACUUCUGCUUCCCAACGUCUCUCUCUCUCUCUCUCUCUCUCUCUUAUAUAUAUAUAUAUAUAUGUAACAAACAAUUGAUACUAAAAGCCAGAAAAGCUGCCAAAGCUAGCUACCACGAAGUUACUUCCCCAGCAGAAGCCUUCACGUUUCUCUCUCUACCAUUCUGUAUAUGGUUAUGUAGGAGCUGUAUGUAUCUAUAAAUAGCAAAUUAUCUUUAAUUUAGAUCCUUGAACACAAACCCAUUUGUUAAGGGUCCCCAGGAUUCACGUGCCAUCUUUAAACAGAAUUCAUUAUAUAUAAUUCCUUCCCCAUUCCCUCUCUUGCUAUAGGUUGGUUUCUUUUAUUUUACACAGAUAAGGAAAAUUCAGAGAGAGAAUGAAGGGAUAAAGUUUUGGGUUAUCUCCAAGGAAUCUCUCUGAAUUUUCCAUAGAUAAAUAGGAAUGCGGUGGUUUUGUGGUUUGGUGCUUGUGGUGGGGCUGGUGUUUGGUGGUGGAAAUGGGCACCCACAGGAAGAUCUGGUGGUCAAUUUGCCUGGUCAACCGAAGGUUGGGUUUAGGCAGUUUGCUGGUUAUGUUGAUGUUGAUUUGAAAGCUGGGAGGAGUUUGUUUUACUAUUUUGUUGAAGCUGAGGAGGACCCUGAUCAUAAGCCCCUCUCUCUGUGGCUCAAUGGAGGCCCAGGCUGCUCAUCAAUGGGUGGAGGUGCCUUCACAGAAUUGGGUCCAUUCUUCCCUAGAGGAGAUGGUCGAGGCCUUAGAAGAAAUUCAAAUUCUUGGAAUAGAGCAUCAAAUCUCCUCUUUGUUGAGUCUCCGGCUGGAGUAGGAUGGUCAUAUUCGAAUACAUCGUCAGAUUAUACUUGUGGUGACGCCUCCACUGCCAGGGAUAUGCAUACAUUUAUGUUAAAUUGGUAUGAGAAGUUUCCGGAAUUCAAAUCCAGAGAGCUGUUUCUCACAGGAGAAAGCUAUGCAGGGCAUUACGUUCCACAGUUAGCUGUUGCUCUUCUGGACCACAAUGUGCAUGCCACAGGUUUCAAGUUCAACCUAAAGGGAGUUGCUAUUGGGAAUCCACUACUCAGACUUGACCGUGAUGUUCCAGCAACGUACGAAUUCUUUUGGUCACAUGGAAUGAUUUCUGAUGAAAUAGGCCUUGCAAUCAUGAAUAAGUGUGAUUUUGAUGAUUAUACAUUUUCUGAUCCGCACAACGAAUCCGAUGGAUGUAACCAGGCCAUUACUGAAGCAAAUGGCAUUGUUGGUGAAUAUAUAAACAACUACGAUGUGAUACUUGAUGUGUGCUAUCCAUCCAUUGUAGAACAGGAGCUGCGAUUACGAAAAAUGGCUACGAAGAUUAGUGUUGGGGUUGAUGUGUGCAUGAGCUACGAAAGGCGUUUCUAUUUCAACCUUCCUGAGGUUCAAAAGGCUCUUCAUGCAAAUAGGACCAAUUUACCGUAUAGCUGGUCUAUGUGCAGUGGUGUUCUGAACUACAGUGAUACUGAUGGCAACAUCGACAUUCUUCCCUUGCUUAAAAGGAUAAUCCAAAAUCAGAUGGCUGUUUGGAUCUUCAGUGGGGAUCAGGAUUCUGUUGUACCAUUACUUGGCUCACGGACACUUGUCCGUGAACUAGCUCAUGAUCUAGAGUUCAAAGUUACAGUCCCAUAUGGAGCUUGGUUUCACAAAGGACAGGUGGGAGGAUGGGCGACGGAGUAUGGAAACUUGUUAACUUUUGCAACUGUAAGGGGUGCUGCUCAUAUGGUACCCUAUGCACAGCCAUCAAGGGCUUUGCAUCUUUUCAGUUCAUUUGUGCGAGGCCGGAGAUUGCCAAAUUCAACACAUCCUUCCAUUGAUGAUUGAGAAAUGGUGGUUUACAUUGUUUCUAUACUUUUUUCAAUGUCCUUGCAUCAAAAUGCAAUGGUUGAUUGGAUUCAUGGCUUUAAGCUUUAAU
Molecule: messenger RNA, 1967 nt
Organism: Ilex paraguariensis (yerba mate)
Lineage: Eukaryota; Viridiplantae; Streptophyta; Magnoliopsida; Aquifoliales; Aquifoliaceae
Source: the annotation of a GenBank genome assembly